UCGCGCGCUCUCGCGGGAAUGGUCGGCAGCUCCGGUGGCACAACUUCCGGCCACCGCCGGAAGCUUUGGCGCAGUGUGCCCAAUAGGCGGCGCCGCCUCGCACUGGCCCGGCCGGAGGAGAACGUGAAACAAAAGCGGGCGUCGCGUCGUCGACGAACCCCGAAAGGCAACCGUCACCGCGGCAGGAGAACCCAGAGGACCACUCGAGCCGAACCGCCGACGAUGCCGGCGAGGGCGGACGAGCGCGUCCCCCGACGAGUCCCGCCGGUCUCAGCCCGUCGCUCGAGUUGCUAACGCAGCUGCAAGCCGAGCCGAGCAGGGAUCAUGUCGUCGCCGGACGGAGAACUGCCGCCGCUGCCUCCGGAACUGUGGGUGUCGGUUCUGACCUUCCUGGGCCCGGCCGACAUGCAGGCGGUGCGCUGCACGUGCCGAGCCCUACGCCUGCUCGCCGACCACCCGUACCUGUGGCGGGGCCACACCGUGGUGCUGUCCGACCUGCGACGCUACACCUUCGGCUUCUGGGACACGCUGCGCCGGCGCAAGCUGACCCGCGUGGCCGUGCGCCACCUCCGGCGCAAGGAGUGGCGGCGCCUGGUCAAGUUCCUGCCGACGCUCAGCGCCGUCGCCUUCGUCAACGGGGGGCGGGUCUACAAGCAGAAGUACCUGGACCACCUUCUGCAGUUCGCCGACGUCCGGGAGCUGGCCGUGCGGGACGCCACCUGGUCGGAGCCCAUGCUGGGCCCGGUCCUGAGCGCCCACCUGAGCGCCCAGCUCACCCACCUGAGCGUCUGCAACGUCCGCCUGCGCUCCGCCGCCGACUUCGUCCGCUCGUUGUCCGGCCUCGGCAACCUGCGCUAUCUGCUCUUCCACCAGCAGGGGGAGGGCUGCGGACUGGAUCGGGUGCGACCGGUGCCGCGGGACGACUUCCACCGCAUGAUGGGCGGCCUGCCCAAGCUGACGCACCUCUCGUGGGGGAUGAGGGGCGAGCCCCAGGAGCCCCUGCCCGACGACUACCUGAGCCCCCCGGACCCGCGCUGUCCAGGGUCCCAGUACGGGGGUCCGACCCUAACCAGUCUGGAGUUGGUGGACUACCCUGAGGCCAUCCUGCCCUACAACGCGCUGAGAAGUCUGACGUCCCUGCGCUCGCUGACGGUCCACUACCGCUACAUUCGCGACGGCUUGGACUGCCGCCUGGCGUCCUGGCUGGCGCCCCUCAAGCGUCUGGAGACCCUCAGCAUCGUAGGCGGGAACUCGCUGUCGCUGUACACCAACACCAUCCCCGCUGGCGUGACGCGGCUAACGCUGCGCGUGGCAAUCACGCUGAAGGACUUGGACUCCAUCGCGCCCAAAGUUCUGACCCUUGAGCACCUGGAUAUUGAGCAGAACCGCUCCAGCGGAAGCCUGUGCAGACGCAUCCCCAUGUUGUUCCCUCAGCUGCGGACGCUGCGCAUACGGUUUUUCCGCCGCGAGCCCGAGAAAGACCUCCUGAGCCUGCAGCGUCUUCGCCACCUGGAGCGUCUGGAGCUCCUGGUGGAGCGCUCGUUCAUACUGCGGGACUACCUGAACGGGCACCCGUGGCCCAGCCCCUGCGUCCAGGAGCUCAUCGAGCAGCUGGUGCAGCUGUCGGCCAAUCGCAUCACCGUGGUGACCGCCAUGCGCCGCCGGAACCCGCUCAGAGAGUGCAACUGUGUCUGGGAGGGGGACUGAGCGCCGACGGGAACGCGCCCCCGACAACUUUGACGGACCCCGGACUAUGUGACCGCCCGAGAUCUCCGGACUUUUUCCGUCCCGGUAGGACGAAGCAAGACGAGAACUUACGAGACACGAAAAGAGUACCCCACGGGAGGAGGAGACGUACGACGAGGCAAGCGAAGAUGAGCUCGGACCGCGCGAUCGAGGACGUAACUGAACGCGGCAGAACCUAGAGAACUGUCGACGAGACGGUUGUCAAGGAAACGUACUUGGCGCUUUAAAAAAAAAAAAAAAAAACUGGGCUCGCUUUUUGACCAUAAGCGAGAGCUCAACGGCUCCCCUAACCAAAGUCUGCUAGCUGAAAGCUAACAUUUCAUGUAAAAAGCAUGCAAACGCGGCUUGGGAUGGCGCGCAACCUCCAGACAAAUAAGCGCUCUAGCGCCAUAUAGUGGCAGAGCUGACAAACGGACAGGAAGUCACCGUGGGAAAGGAAAAACGCCUUUGAUCGGCAAGUUUUUCCAAAAAGGUUCGCGUGCUUUCUCGACUGGUGUCAAAAUAACAAUUUUGUUAACAUUGUCGGCUUGAGCCUCCUUCGUAGGAAUUGGACGACGUACAUGGGCGUGGAAGUCCUUUUCGCGUUUCCCCUGCGGGCUUUAAUUCUGAAAUUUAGGAAGUCAUUUGGGAAUCUAAAGUCAACCUUUGUUCGUGGUUAGUAACAAAAAUGCUGUCAACGUUAUCAUUUCUGAUAUUUGGGUACAAGUUGACGCAGAUGAUUUGCCUCGGCGGGCCCAGAUCCGGAUCUGCCCCCCGGCCGGGCCUUGAGUUGGAUGUUGACUAUUUUGAAGUUGAAAUGAGUUCAAGUGACGAGAGUGCAUUUGGGCGCGAUGUCGGUCGGACCUUGUUCCCAGAGAUGAAAAGUGGAUCUGAAUUAUUUGUUCGUGCUUUGGUCAAAGUGAAUAAAAGGCACCACGCCUUUUA
Messenger RNA from Syngnathoides biaculeatus (alligator pipefish), 2670 nucleotides. RefSeq lists its product as uncharacterized. The transcript is spliced from 4 exons. Gene Ontology annotation, molecular function: protein binding. The record is from RefSeq and is a predicted model, not a curated record. Bases 325 to 1707 code for a protein of 460 amino acids. NCBI's taxonomy places the organism in Eukaryota, Metazoa, Chordata, Actinopteri, Syngnathiformes, Syngnathidae.